AUGGCCCUCCGGAAGGGUGCCGCGGUGGAGCUCGAGGAGGUCCCACCACAGCGCUUCGUGAGCAUCGCUCAUGCGGCGCCUGAGGUGAUCGCCCACCGACAGUUCAGCCCCGCCAGCGAUGUCUACGCCUUUGCUAUGACCUUUAUCGAGCUCGUCACCCCGGGAGGGUGGAUCAUGUCCGAGUGCAUGCCGAAGGGCCGCCCGAAGCAUCGGAAAGGUGGGAAUAAAAAAGGCUACGACGACGAGUUCGCGGCGAACCUCAACAAUUGGUACCAUCAAAACAUUACUGCUUCGGCGGAUGGCACUUCCGACCCAGAGGCGUCGCUCUCUGAAGCUAUAGCAGUGAAUCUGCCGACUCAUCUGUCAGACGAGUGCAAGAAAAUGCUUCGCAGCUGCUUGCACCCCGAUCCUCAAAAGCGGCCGACAGCAGUGGAACUUCUACGGAGAAAGUACUUCUUGCUGGGAGGCUGGAUUAGCCAGAGGAAUAUGGAUGGGAAUCUGAAAGAGGACCUCGGUGUGCAGCUUCCGGAGGAGCCGUGGAACGGCGAUAUGAAUUUUGAGCGUAUCGCCGAGGAAGCCGGAUUUCCAGUGCUGCCGUCGGAUCUAUACGCGCCGCUCCCAGGGGUUGUGGGCUAG
Molecule: messenger RNA, 636 nt
Organism: Phytomonas sp. EM1
Lineage: Eukaryota; Euglenozoa; Kinetoplastea; Trypanosomatida; Trypanosomatidae
Source: the annotation of a GenBank genome assembly